UAGCUACUGGCUUCAUUAGUUGUCUUUUUUCCCAUUUCUUCACAGAUCACCAUGGACAAAGUUGCACUGACACUAACUCUCUUUGGCCUUCUCUUCACCUGUGUCAACUUGGCUGCUAAAAACAAGAAACAAGAUAUAGAUAUUUACAGCUUCCACAUUAACUCUACGGUCACCAGCCGCUACGCUACUACAGUCAUCACAAGCCGUGUGGCAAACCUGUUGAAUCAGUCUCAAGAGGUCCAUUUUGAGGUCAAGAUUCCCAAGGAUGCCUUCAUCAGCCAGUUUAGAAUGACCAUAGAGGGAAAGACAUAUGAUGGGGUUGUGAAGGAAAAAGAAGAAGCUCAGCAGCAAUACAAUCAAGCAGUAUCUCGAGGACAAAGUGCUGGACUGGUCAGUGCUGUUGGAAGGACUUUAGAGGACUUUAAAACUUCAGUGACGGUGGCUGCUUUUAGUAAAGUGACCUUUGAGUUGACCUACGAGGAACUGCUAAAGCGCCGCCUCGGCAAAUAUGAGCUACUCAUCAAUGCCCAACCGAUGCAGCCGGUGGCUGACUUCAAGAUUGACGUACACAUCCAUGAGAAUAUAGGAAUUUCAUUCUUGGAGGUCAAAGGUGGUCUGAGCACUAAGGAUUUGACCAAUGCCAUCACAACCAUCAGAGCAGAUAAAGAUGCAUGGGUGAAGUUCUACCCCACUCGUGACCAGCAAACAAAGUGUGAUGACUGUAGUAAAAAUGGUCUGAAUGGCAACCUGAUCAUUAUGUAUGAUGUUGAGAGACAAAAACAAAGUGGAGAUCUGAGGGUAUCAAAUGGCUACUUCGUCCACUACUUUGCACCUACAGAUAUUCAGCGCAUUCCCAAAAAUGUGGUGUUUAUCAUUGAUCGAAGUGGCUCUAUGUCAGGCAAAAAAAUAGAGCAGACUCGUUUGGCAAUGCUGAGGAUUUUGAGUGACCUUGCUGUGGAUGACCACUUUGGAUUGAUCACGUUCAGUGGUCACAUUCAAACCUGGAAACCUGAACUCCUAAAAGCAACUGAAGGACACGUGGAAGAAGCGAAGAUGUUUGUGAAGAGGAUUACGAGUGGAGGAUCCACAGACAUAAAUACUGCAGUGCUAAAAGCUGUGGACAUGAUAAACAAAUACCCACAAGAGGGAUCCGCAUCUAUCCUGAUCCUGUUGACUGAUGGAGACCCCACUACAGGCGAGACUAACCCAUUGAAGAUUCAGGAAAAUGUGAAAAAGGCGAUUGGUGAAAAAUUCCCUUUGUACAGUUUGGGAUUUGGGUUUGAUGUCAGCUUUGAGUUCCUGAAGAAGUUGUCGUUGGAAAAUAACGGUGUUGGUCGCAUUAUCUAUGAGGAUUCUGAUGCUGAUCUACAGCUGCAGGACUUCUACGAGGAAGUGGCCAUCCCGCUCUUGACUGAUGUCCACCUUAACUACCAAGGGGUGGCCAAUUUAACCCAAUCCACUUUCAACCAGUACUACAAUGGUUCUGAGAUUGUGGUAGCUGGUCAGAUCACUGAUAACAGUUUGGAAAGUUUCACCACUGAGGUCAUUGCAAUAUCGAAAAGCACUAAGGUGGUAUAUCAUAGCAGUGUACUUACAGGGGACCUCAGUAGUGACAGACCUGAACACGAGAACUUCAUUAAAAGAUUAUGGGCCUUUCUUACAGUGAAGCAGCUAUUGGAGAAAAUGGUGCUUCUAAAAGACCUGGAAAAAGAAAACGCAAAGAAAGAAGCCCUUGAUCUUUCUCUGGAGUACAAAUUUGUCACACCGCUUACAUCGAUGGUGGUCACCAAGCCCCAGGAUGAGGAAAUACAGGUUGCCCACAAACCCAAAGAGGGAGAAAAACCAAAUAGGCAUUCAUCAGGAAGUACUAAAAUAUCAAGAAGACAAAAGGCCUUGUUCAAACGCGUAAUGUCUCCAGGUCAUGCGCUUCUUUCUACCAGUGGUGUAGGGCCAUACGACUCCCAGAUCCUAGUGAGACAAAGACCCUCUCUACGGCAUCUUAACAUGAACGGUGUAGCCCUACGAAUAGAAAGUCCAACUCAGAAACCUCUGACAACCUCUCCUCCAUCGAGGAGCAUUAGGAUCUUGAAAUCUUCUGGUAAUGCUCAUCCACUUUGUUAUGAUGUUCCUCUUGCUCAGAAAGUCAGACUCCAACAGAAUGUCCCAUCAGAUUUCUGUAUGAAUGGGCAACUUGAGUCAUUUGGAGGAAAAGGCUUCAGUCAAAUUGCAAUUCAUUACAAAACUAAUCACCACCUUCUGCUCAGCGCUACUGAAAUUAUCUACAAUGAUGGGCAGAAAACGGUUAAGUUUUCAUGGGAGCAAGACCUCACCCACCAUGAGAGAGAAAAUGUCUCUCUGAUUCUACGGAGCAAUGAAAUGGACGUUACCAUGGGAAACAUCCGCGUUGUUAUUCUUCUUCAUAAAAAAGACGGUGACAUUUUUCUGUGGCCUGCCAUUUGGCAACAACCAAAAGAUGUCAGUUUGAUGGGUAUUUUAGGAGAGGCUGAUAUUUCAUAUGAGGAGAUCCCAGGAUCACAAACCCCAACUUUGAAGUUAAAGGACCAAGAAGUGAAGACAUCUUGGGUGAUGGUGAAGGACUACAGACUUGCUUCUGCUCCUGUGGUUGGAUGUUGGCUUGUACCAUUCCAGGCUGUUGCGCAGCAAGAGCUCGCUGACUUCACUGUCACUCAGCUGUAGAGUUCAGCAAAAAUCAUUUUUAUUGUCCAUUAUCGUGCUGACCUUUUCAAUAAUAUAACAUAUUCUUUAAAUGGGCAUUGUUGGUCAA
Molecule: messenger RNA, 2785 nt
Organism: Sinocyclocheilus rhinocerous
Lineage: Eukaryota; Metazoa; Chordata; Actinopteri; Cypriniformes; Cyprinidae
Gene: itih3b.1
Product: inter-alpha-trypsin inhibitor heavy chain 3b, tandem duplicate 1
Exons: 22
Coding region: 52-2697 (881 amino acids)
Source: RefSeq, a predicted model, not a curated record